Messenger RNA from Fulvia fulva, 471 nucleotides. RefSeq lists its product as uncharacterized. The transcript is spliced from 2 exons. Lineage: Eukaryota; Fungi; Ascomycota; Dothideomycetes; Mycosphaerellales; Mycosphaerellaceae. The record is from RefSeq and is a predicted model, not a curated record. The coding region runs from base 1 to 471 and encodes 156 amino acids.
AUGUCUUCCGAAGACCAAGGCCCAGCUGACUCGCCAGACGUCUACAAAAUCCCCUCAGUCGAGCAGAUCCGCUAUCUGAUCAUGAAAAAUCGCGGCGCGAGUACAGAACAAUUGCUGGAACUCUUCAAACAGCAUGGUCCAUACCAGGAUGAAAUCUGGGCCGAACAAGAAUACGCGCGGCGUGUCGAUGGCACUGCUGGGUGGAACCCCGCAGCGAACACUUCGCGCGCAAACAUCCCGAGGUCUAAGGAGUAUCGUGAGAAGAUGGAGGCGGCCGAGAAGGAGGAGCAGUUGGCGGAGGGAAACCGUAAGCAGUCUGAGAAUGGUGAACAGCAUACGGCCGAGGGGCAUGAGAUGACGGAAGGUGCUAAUGCGCAUGAUUAUGGUGGCAAUUGGGAGGCGUGGAAGUUGGCUGUUGCCCGCGAGCGCGAGAAGGGCUCGAGGGCUGACGAUGACGGUGUCGGUCGAUGA